Molecule: messenger RNA, 1192 nt
Organism: Colletotrichum destructivum
Lineage: Eukaryota; Fungi; Ascomycota; Sordariomycetes; Glomerellales; Glomerellaceae
Exons: 1
Coding region: 472-1026 (184 amino acids)
Source: RefSeq, a predicted model, not a curated record
UCUCUUUGCCCCCGUCGUUCCCUCCUGACAUGUGUGUAUAAGUACGGCCCCGUCCCUGUGAGGCCUUCUCUCCCUUAGUUUGCUUGAAUCCCUAUCCCACAUCACUAUCCUUUCGGUGGCCGAGCCUCAACACACUUUUGUCUAUCCAGACAGCCUCAUUCUCUUCACAUCAAAGCUUCUCACUCCUUUCUGAAAGCAACUCUAAACGGCCCCGGCCCGUUCAAACCCCCAUCAUCCCUCACAACCAAAGCUCGAGUCUUACCACCAACACCCGUACCUGGGCCAAAACUCCAUUCCACGAUCAGCUAGACGCUUUUCAAGAGAACCGCUCCUUCUCAACUGCCUUGAACCUGCACUCCCGUUGUUGACAACGAUUGCGGAACCCCUUUUCAAACCCUCACGUUCAACUCACUUCACACAACCGCCUCCGGCACUUACACACCAACCAAGCCCACACCCAACACCCUCAAAAUGCAGUUCAGCAUCCUCUCCCUCCUCGGCUUCGCCGCCCUUGCCGCCGCCACCAACACGGUCACCUUCAAGUCCCUGGAUGAUGUUACCCGCACCGUUCACUUCACCCCCAACUCGGGCCUCGCCUCGGUCGAGUCGGUCGAUGUCCCCGGCAACGGCGAGGUCAAGGUCGAGAUCCCCGAGGCCUGGAUCGGCAACUGGUACGCCGUCUCGGAGGGUGCCGACAAUGCCGCCGGCAUGCUCGGCGAGGUCGCCUUCAACGGCUGGAACGGCCUGACCUACUUUGAUGUUUCCGCCAUUGUCGACCCCAGUGACCACGACGGCGUCAAGAAGAUGUGGCCCGCCAGCGGCUCCGACCCCAUCUCCGGCUGCGACUUCUUCCCCUGCCCUAACGCCUACUACCUCCCCGACGACGUCCAGACAAAGGUCACUUCCGAGACCGAUCUCAUUUGCACUCUCGGCAACAAUGGCGUCAUCUCCCGCCGCGAUGUCGACGACCACCACGAGUCCCCUAGCUACAAGCGCGACUUCGUCCAGGGCAAGUGGUCCAACUGAAGACUUUCAUCGUCCGUUUUCUGCAUUUUCUCUCCCCAUUCGAGAAAAGAGAACAACCACUUUGCCGCGGUGGCAGAUACAUCAUCGGUCCCGCGUGCCUCUCGCGCUGUGCGCUACGACUUCAUGACCUCACCGACCUUUUCAGGAUGAGGCUGAACCCUCAAGA